AUGACCCGCAAGGUUAACGCGGUCAUCAAAGCGGCAGCUCAAGAUCUUCAGAGAAUGGGCGUCAUAUAUGUGGACGGUCUCCAAGAUGCUUACAACGGCCACCGCUUCUGCGAACCAGGGGCCACCAAAGAGCAGACGGAAUACAUUGUGCGGUUCUGGUCGCAAUACAGCCAUUUCGACACGCCCUCUGAAGGCCGCGCUGAGGAUGACGUCGAGGCCACCAUACGACCACCAUUCCCGGUACUCCGUUCGUUCCAUCCUAAGGGCACGGCAUAUGCAGAGCACGCCACGGCGCUGUUUGCCGCCAUAGCGGAUAAUAGAGCAGCGAUUGCAACUGGCGGCGAAGGGCAGCAGAUCGCUAUUGCGUUGUAUAUUCACCCCCUAGGAGACCCGGGUUCGUGGGAACGGAUCUUCGCAUACGACACCAAGAAAGUCAGCGUACUGGUUGCUGAUGUUCUGAACGGUCCAGAUUAUGUGGUCGAUACAGUCUGGAAAUCGAUGAUUGAUCAAGCUGCCAGUCAAGGCAAAAAGAUCCUUGGCUAUGUUCGGACUGGCUACCUUGGCGUAAGUCAACAGCAAUUUACAACUCGACUAGGCUCGCAUGACCUCGCAGACUGGGCUUCGCAAAUUGAACAAGAUGUUGACAAGUGGUCGAGCUAUAUGGCACCAGUCUCGGCGGUAUCUUUUUUGAUGAAGGCUGGCCGGAAUGCAGUCCCAACAAUAUUUACGCAGAUCUUCCUCAACCCUGGCUCUCCAAUCGCUCAAUGCUUUGAAGACACUAUGGAUACGCUGUUGACAUUCGAGAGCAGCUAUGAGACUUGUAUGAACUCGUUUGUACCUAAUGAUUGGAUGCCAAAGGAUCAGCGAAAGAUAUGGCACACCAUCUACAAGGUACCACAGAAUCAGACUGCAAGUGUUGCUGCCUUUGCGUCGAGCCGCAAUGCAGGGUUGCUAGAAAUUACCAAUGAUAAUCAACCCAAUCCCUACGAUAAUCCGCCCGACGAGGCUUAUAAACAAGCAGUUAUCGGGGCCGUACCGGGUGGUACGCCUUUUAUUAAUGGUCCGGUCAAAGUUAUCACCUUCUACGUUGCUGGUCUUCCGAGUGAUGUGGUUGUCUCUUCUACCGACUAUAGCUCUGCCAUCCUUAUUUGA
Aspergillus aculeatinus CBS 121060 is the source of this 1152-nucleotide messenger RNA. RefSeq lists its product as uncharacterized. The coding region runs from base 1 to 1152 and encodes 383 amino acids. The transcript is spliced from 2 exons. The record is from RefSeq and is a predicted model, not a curated record. Lineage: Eukaryota; Fungi; Ascomycota; Eurotiomycetes; Eurotiales; Aspergillaceae.